ACAGCAACAAUCCAAAAAUGGACCCCACCAUGCACACAAUGGGGAGUAAUAAAGGAUUUAGCUGGAAACCAUUGUGUAAAGGGGCCCCUAUGCCAUUAUGCCAACUCAGGACUUUUCACAAUGGAGCUGGGGGUUCUUUUGACGUUAAGCCAGGUAUAAAAGUACCCAAGGACGGAGAAUACGCUAUACAUCUUCAGACCAAGUAUCACCGUAUAUCUGUAGGCUACCCAAACAAGAGUCACCAUGACCGUGGGAAAGAUUACCUUCUACGAGGACAGGAACUUCCAGGGCCGUUCCUAUGAGACCAGCUCAGACUGCCCUGAGUUGACCUCCUACCUGAGCAGGUGCAACUCCUGCAGGGUGGAGAGCGGCUGCUUCAUGGUGUACGACCGCUCCAACUUCCAGGGAAACCAGUACUUUGUGAGGAGAGGAGAGUAUGGUGACCACCAGCGUAUGGGCAUGUCUGACUGCAUUAGGUCCUGCCGAAACAUCCCCAUGCACAGCGGCCAGUUCAGGAUGAGGAUCUACGAGAGGGAAAACUUCGGAGGACAGAUGCACGAGAUGAUGGACGACUGUGAGAACAUGAUGGACCGUUACCGCAUGUCCGACUGCCAGUCCUGUAAUGUGAUGGACGGACACUGGCUCAUGUACGAGCAGCCCAACUACAAAGGCAGGCAGAUGUACCUGAGGCCUGCAGAGUACAGAAACUUCAGCAACAUGGGAGGAAGCAUGGGCAACAUGAAAUGGCAGUCUAUGAGGCGUAUCAUGGAUUCUUGUUAAUUCACUGUUUGAUGUGAAUAUUAGGUUUAUAAUAAAGUCUUGUAUAAAAGCAUCUGUCAUGACGUGACGUUGGAAUGAUUAAUUGUUUAUAAUUACGUGAUUAAAUGAAUCAGGUAAUUAUUAAGUCAUUAACCUGGGGCACCAUGGGAAAGUUUGGUUUUAGUGAGUUUCUAUUUCCCAAAUGAACUCAAAGAAUAUCAGAAUAUUGAUUUUACAACAGUCGCUUAAUUUCCUCUACAGUCUCAUCCUGAACGUCGCAUAGUCCGGGAAUCUGCACAAACCCGAGUCACACUAAAUAAAUCCGUACCACAUCAA
Salvelinus fontinalis (brook trout) is the source of this 1095-nucleotide messenger RNA. RefSeq names its product gamma-crystallin M3-like. Gene Ontology annotation, biological process: lens development in camera-type eye; visual perception. Gene Ontology annotation, molecular function: structural constituent of eye lens. The transcript is spliced from 3 exons. The record is from RefSeq and is a predicted model, not a curated record. Bases 244 to 780 code for a protein of 178 amino acids. NCBI's taxonomy places the organism in Eukaryota, Metazoa, Chordata, Actinopteri, Salmoniformes, Salmonidae.